Messenger RNA from Lucilia sericata (common green bottle fly), 1002 nucleotides. RefSeq lists its product as uncharacterized. Bases 184 to 894 code for a protein of 236 amino acids. Gene Ontology annotation, molecular function: DNA binding. The transcript is spliced from 2 exons. The record is from RefSeq and is a predicted model, not a curated record. NCBI's taxonomy places the organism in Eukaryota, Metazoa, Arthropoda, Insecta, Diptera, Calliphoridae.
CACUAAUACACUUUACUCAUUUGUUUCUUUUAACACGAAUACGAAAAAUUUUAUUCGAGUUAUUGCUAAAAAAACAAUAUAAUAUUUACCCUUUGAAAUUAAGCGAAUAAGAUAAUUAUUCGAAAAUUAUUUGUUGACAUUGACUAUCAGAAAACUGUUGUUUAAAUAAACCGCCAACACAUAAUGAGCGAUAAUGAUGAGUCGAAUAAAGAUGUGCCUCUACGUAAGCGAGCCAGUCUGGUUUGGCAAUAUUUUGAGAAAUUAAGCAGUGUCCGUGUCAAGUGUCGUAUUUGCCAGCACGAGCAGCGAUAUAUGGGCAACACAGCCAAUGCUUUGAGACAUUUAAAAGCUAAACAUGAUAUAGAUGCCAGAGCGGUAGGUUUAGCCGAUCCAGAAAAUGUUAAACGCAUGAAAGCAUUAUCCACUUCCGGCAUACCAUUUGAGCAGAGAAUUGCGGCUAUAAAUAUUAAAAGUGAAAAUCGUUUUGAUGAAGAUGAUGAGGAUCAACGUACGGAAGGCAGUAGACAGAAGGAGGGAGAAGACGAAAGUGAGGAUGUAGGUCAUUCAAAAUAUAGUCGUAAUCGUCAAAGGAUAUCGGUAUAUGAUAAUGAAGCUGACAUAGAUCCCUAUGGAAAUAAUGAAGAGCCUUUCAUCGAUUUUAAUGACAGUAACAAUCAUUAUACUAGCAAAGAUGAACUAGGGGAACCAUUCGAAAAUAAUCGGAAUUCCAAGAACAAUUUAAACCGUAAACGCUCUACUCUGGAAGAUGAACGUAUUAUUGCGGAAACGGAAUAUUUUCGGGAAAAGGCGGCAUAUUUUCGCAUUCAAAAACAUUUAACGGCUUUACAAGCCAAAAAGGUUAAAUUUGAAUUGGAGCAAUUGUAUGCUAAAUAAUCGGCUGCAAUAAGUAUGUCAUAGGUACAUACAUACUAACUUUAAGUGACUUAAUAUUAGCAAAUAGUUUAAAUUAAAAUGCAAUAAUAAAAUUAGUAAUAAAAUCAA